Didymodactylos carnosus is the source of this 2062-nucleotide messenger RNA. Lineage: Eukaryota; Metazoa; Rotifera; Eurotatoria; Philodinida; Philodinidae. The record is from the annotation of a GenBank genome assembly.
UGCAGAAUAUGGUAAAAAACGUGAAACGAGAAAAAACGCAGAAUCAAUAUCAAAAACAGACGAUACAUUCAGGCAUUCAGAGAAAAGCGCUCAUUCACUUAGCAUAGCGGAGGAAUCAGUAUCAAAGCUACCAAUAUCUUAUCCUCUUCAUUCAAUACAUUCUUUACGGGAUGACGCUCAUAAUGUAGUAGAUAUACUUAAAAAUAACCUUCUUCAAGUAUUAGAACGUGAUGGGAAACUUGAUGAUUUAGUAGCUUGUUCAAAUGCUCUUAUGGUUGAAGCACGAACAUUUUACAAGCGAAGCACUAAUGAACCUAAAUCAGAUUAUCUUCAGACAAGAGAUUAACCAUCUAGGACGUUCGGUUUUAGAAGUGAAAGAAUAGCAUGCGCCGUCCAACAGGAUUAGGAAAAAUGGGUCUAGCAAAUUCGAACGUCCGAAAGAGUUUUUUUUAAUUUUGAAACCCGUUGACUUCUCUUAGUACUUUUUAUAACUUUUUUGUUGUAUUCGACAAUGUUCUUAGCCAUCGUCGUCGUAAAAGAUAAAGAAUACAUUUCCGUUGAAACAAGUCUUAGUAAUAAAGACAAAAGAUGAUGUACUGAAUUGAACAGUUUUGAAAAUAUGCAUUGAAAACGUAAAGAUAGAUGUUUUGCAGCUCAAAGUUCAUGCGAGAAGUACAGUGUGCAGCUUCUGCAGAGCAGGCGGACAUGUAAUUUUUACCGUCGCCGGUUCUCUUUUUUCGCAUAAAAAUACCAACACCCAGGAACUCAUAUAAAUCAAAAACAAACAAAUUAGAAAAAAUCUUUUUCCGAUCAAAAACACCUUUUCCUCUAAGCUUUGACCGAAACGUCUCUUCCACGAAAAUUCAACAUUUUAUACCCUAUUCGAUGCAGUUUAGUGCGCAUAUUUAAAUUCUUGAAAAUAAAGGUCUUUUGGAAAGCCUUUCAUAAGGACCAGGAACAUUUAUGCUAACUGUGAUGAUAGAAGCUGGAUAAAAGGAUGUUCUGGGUUUGAACAGUUGCUAACUUUCGUGCACUCACUUUACUCAACAUACCCGUUCGGCAAACCCACUAUAGAAAAAGUUUUAUUAUUUUUCUUAAAGUUAUUAGCCAAAAUUCAGAGAAACGUAGUAAUAGAUAGAAUGAGAUGUGCAGAUUUGGAAUAUAUAUUGGAUUUGCCUAUCAGUUUGCUUGGUUUUGUAAGAAUUCAUUUUCUUACCGAUGUUCGUGUUUUCAGACUAAUUUUUGAUCAGCUGUUUUUCCACCCUACAUAACUUUUAUAACAAAACGUUUUAUGCUAUUAGAUAGAGCAUGUUUCGAAGUAUAUUUAUCACUAUUUGAAAGAAAAGGUGAUUCUCGUUUUUUCACGUAAUGUCCCUCUCGAUGCGCACGGUGUAGAGGCAGCCACAAAAGUAGACAAAUCAACACAGAGGAAAGGAGUCCAAAAAGACCUGUUUUUUUCUGGAUAUCCUUGACAGAUAACCUCGAUCAACUUCCGUCACAUCAGCCCAAUCUGAUGAUGAAUUAAAUGAAAAAAUUCAAUCCUACACUAAAAAGAAAAAAAAAAGCAAAUUCAGCCCGCGAUCAGCAGAAAAACAAGUGAUAUUUCUCCAACAGAAUUCAUUUUCAAUAAUAAAUUGAAAAUUUCUUUUAGGAUGCUUAUCAUACCGAGAUACGCGAUUUAUUAUUAAUAGAUGUUACACCAUUAUCAAUUGGUAUUGAAAUAAUUAAUGGUGAAAUGGUAGCUCUGAUUCAAAGAAAUACAACAAUACCUACAAGAUGUCAAUGCAAAAUGUUUACAAAUGCUUAUGGAUACCAAACAACAGUAACUAUUAAAAUUUAUGCAGGUGAACAUCGUUUAACAAAAUAUAAUACAUAUUUAGAUGAAUUUAUAUUAGAAAAUUUAACACAAAACGUUGAUGCUCAAACAGUGAAAAUAAUCAUUUCAAUAGUUAUUGAUGCCAAUGGUAUAAUAGUAGUUGAUGCUGAAGAAUCGUCGGGAAUCAAGAAUUCAGUUACCAUAUCAAAUGGUAUUAUCUUUAAUAUUGAUUUAUUUUCUAUCUGA